Molecule: messenger RNA, 246 nt
Organism: Monoraphidium neglectum
Lineage: Eukaryota; Viridiplantae; Chlorophyta; Chlorophyceae; Sphaeropleales; Selenastraceae
Product: 50S ribosomal protein L19
Exons: 3
Coding region: 1-246 (81 amino acids)
Biological process (GO): translation
Cellular component (GO): ribosome
Molecular function (GO): structural constituent of ribosome
Source: RefSeq, a predicted model, not a curated record
AUGCGCUCCCUCAUCACGACCCUUGAAAGCGAGUACGUGGCCAAAGUCAAAGAGACGCGGCAGCUGCCGGAUUUCAGAGCGGGGGACAUUCUGGAGGUGCAAGUGGCCGUUCCCGAGGCGGACCGCAAGGUUUACACCUACAAGGGCGUCUGCGUGUCGCGCGGCAACAAGGGGCCCCGCAGCUGGUUCAAAAUCUACAACGUGUUCCCGGACGCAGGCGGCUUCGUGCAGCACUUCCCGCUGUGA